Messenger RNA from Fonsecaea pedrosoi CBS 271.37, 1707 nucleotides. RefSeq lists its product as uncharacterized. The transcript has 4 exons. NCBI's taxonomy places the organism in Eukaryota, Fungi, Ascomycota, Eurotiomycetes, Chaetothyriales, Herpotrichiellaceae. Gene Ontology annotation, molecular function: zinc ion binding; DNA binding. The record is from RefSeq and is a predicted model, not a curated record. The coding region runs from base 1 to 1707 and encodes 568 amino acids. Gene Ontology annotation, biological process: DNA-templated transcription.
AUGUGUCUAUCCACCCAAGCAGCGUCGGACAAGGGCAAGGACGACGCGAGACAACCACAAUCAUCCGGCUUGGGCAGCGUGACGGAGGUGGAGGACGCCCGGGUCUGGCUGUCAACUUGUUCUAAUGCUGGUGUCGCAUGGGUGUGUGAGACGACCGCCAGCCUCGCUUUUGCCGACAUUGCAGAGAGAUUCGGUGGGAGCCUUCAGCCAUGGACUCCAACCAGCCCGUGGCCUAGCCUGGGCGCAGCGAGAGCAGAGCCGAGCGAGGAAACCGCUUGGGAGUAUGUCAACGCAUUCUUCGAAAAUUGCUGGGAAGCUCGCUUGGGUCUCAUCCAUCGCCCAGACUUUGAAGCCCAGCUUCAAGCGCAUUUUCUCGACGAUUCCUCCUCCGGAAAUGAUUAUGCCGAGAUUGCUCUCCGCAACGUCGUGUUUGCGGCUGGUUAUCGAAGCAUAUUGCUCAAAACUGCGAAGAUCCCAUUCCAUGCAGUCCGAAAAGAGGCUUGGGAAGGCUAUUUCGUGAACGCGUUGUCGGUCUUGACUGGACUCCUCUUGUCGCCUUCAAGACUUAUGGUCGUCCAAGCACUGGCAUUGAUGGCUUGUUACGUUGAAGGACUUGGAAGCCCUGACAUUCAGCGCGUGCUGUGCCAUAAUGCGGUGCAUGCGGCACUAACGCAAGGCUUACAUCUUGAUCAUGAGUCGGACCAUCGAACGAGUUCCUCGUCAGACGACCGUCUGAAAAAGACAUGGGUGUGGUGGGCAGUUUAUGCGCUAGAAAAGCAUUUCUGUCUUGUCAGUGGAAGACCGUCGAUGAUUGACGACGACAUGAUCCGUGCAUCAAUCCCAUCCCAUGUCCCUUCCAACAGUACCAUAUAUCUAGAAGCCAACACUCUGGCAGCUCGGCAUGCAAAGAUAUGCUCCCGAAUACUUCGGGAAAUCAUGUCAACAAAGGCAUACAGGUUAUCUCCCCAUGCCCUUCUUAGGGUUGUGAAUGACAUUGACCGACAGCUCAAAAGCCUGCUUGAUGAUUUUCCGAACGACCUCCAGGUUGGUGCGCUCGCCAAACUAUCGGAGGAGACACAUCCAAUGGCCCAUCGUAUCCACACCUUGUAUCUCUACUUCGCAAUCCAUGGAAGUUUAUUGGCGCUUCACUCGCACUUUUUCUACCCCUGGCUUUCCGCCCGGCUUUGCGAUCGUGGUCCAGAUGCUGGCUUGGAGGCGCAGCUACAUUCUUCAUCAAAGACGGUGACGGAGGCAGCCCGGAAGAUGUUACUGGCCGUCCGGACAGUAACCACAAAUGCAGCUACACCUACAUGGCUGGCAGUUACUUAUCCUAUAUAUGCACAUCUGAGCUUGUUUGUCCAUGUGCUGAAGUAUCCGACCUUUCCCACCGCCAGCGCCGACCUUGGCCUGCUUGACAUAUGUGCUGGCCAUUUUGGGUAUAUCGAUUUCAUGACCUCUUCUGAAAUAUCCAUCUCUUUAGCGAGAGAGUCAGUGGGCCUGGCUGCUAAAUUCGUCAAAGCUGCCAAUAAAAGACACGAUAAAGAUCAGACGUCCAGACUUAGCCAUGGGCGUGGGACCCAAAGCACGAAUUCUCAGAGCAAGCGACCAGACAACGGGAACUCCCAGAAUACACACCCUCGGUCGGUUUCUGCAGCACUAGGUCAGGUAAGUGGGCAUUUCAAGGCAAACAGUCUCGGUCUUUGCUAA